Messenger RNA from Nothobranchius furzeri (turquoise killifish), 2969 nucleotides. It is a transcript of the gene ilrun, whose product is annotated as inflammation and lipid regulator with UBA-like and NBR1-like domains. Gene Ontology annotation, molecular function: ubiquitin binding. Gene Ontology annotation, biological process: macroautophagy. Gene Ontology annotation, cellular component: phagophore assembly site. NCBI's taxonomy places the organism in Eukaryota, Metazoa, Chordata, Actinopteri, Cyprinodontiformes, Nothobranchiidae. The record is from RefSeq and is a predicted model, not a curated record.
CGUGCCAUGCGCACUGGCGGUUGUUGUUGUUGUCAAUGGUUGUUAUGGCUGGACUAGGCCUCGGACUCUACUGACAGAGGACCAACGCACCACCCCGUCUCAGCCACGGGACAACCGCCACCCAUGGAGGGCACGGACAUGGACGUGGACGCGGAGCUCAUGCAGAAGUUCAGCUGCAUGGGCACCACGGACAAGGACGUGCUCAUAUCUGAGUUUCAGAGGCUGCUGGGUUUCCAGUUGAACCCUGCCGGCUGCGCCUUCUUCCUGGAUAUGACCAAUUGGAAUCUACAGGCUGCUAUUGGUGCAUAUUAUGACUUUGAAAGUCCCAACAUCAGCACACCAUCUAUGUCGUUUGUUGAAGAUGUGACGAUCGGGGAAGGAGAGUCUGUCCCUCCAGAUACACUGUUCACAAAAACAUGGCGAAUACAAAACACAGGUGCGGCGUCAUGGCCACCAGGCGUUUGUCUCAAGUAUAUUGGCGGGGAUCAGUUUGGGCAUGUGAAUGCAGUGAUGGUGAAGUCACUAGAUCCACAGGAAAUCUCAGAUGUGAGCGUGCAGAUGCGAAGUCCCACAAGUCCAGGCAUGUAUCAGGGACAGUGGAGAAUGUGCACAGCCACUGGGUUAUUCUAUGGAGAUGUCAUCUGGGUAAUUCUUAGUGUAGAAGUUGGAGGUCUGCUUGGCGUCACACAGCAGCUUUCUUCCUUCGAGACAGAAUUCAACACACAGCCCCAGCGCAGUGUACAGGAAGACUUCAACCCCUUCGCUUCGCCACAGAAGAACAAACACGAUGCCUCUGACGGCAGCUUCAAAGAUCCCGGUGAAGCCUGGGAACACACGCAGGAGUCAAUCCCGCAAGAUCAGAAUGGACUCUCUCAUAAUGCUGUACAUAGAGCCUCAAAUGGUCUCCAAACCAAUUUUUCCAUGGUGACUUAUGGCCAGGGUAUUCAUGGUCCCUAUCCGUUUGGACAGAGCUAGAAUAACAACGAGCACCCCCCACCCUAUUCCCGGCAUCCUGGGAGUCCUUAAAAGGCAGAGGAGCUGGACGGGGGAGAACCAGUUGUUUUAUAUUGACUCAUGACAACACUCUCCUCAAGCCCCCUCGUGGAGCUUUACACAGAAACUCGGUCAGCAGAACGAUGAUGGAUCACACGUGCCACAGAGCCUGACAUGGGUUCGCAUGUGUGAAUGCUUCGUUUAAGAGUGCUGCGAAGCUUUAAAGACAGGAACACGUGACUAUUUUUAUUUCCACCAAACAACACACCUGGUUAAAGAAAAAAAUCACCCAUGGUUACCUACAUACGGUUUGUGAGUCUCUCUCAUUUGCUGGGGUUACUACCCUCCACUACCUGAACAUGAACAUGGUGGUCUUUUGAACACCAAGCCAAGCCAGGGUAGAUUCAGACAGUUGUGUGGAAAAGUCUUUUAGAAUGCUGGAGUCCAUCUCAGAGGCAUCCUAACUCUUCGGUCCCAUUCGCUGUUGUUCCUAAAGAGGAUAAAAAUCGUAAGAGCUUCUCAUUUAUUGGAAACGUAACUAAAGGUUGUGGCGAUUGUUUAGACAGAUUUCUUUUAUUUUAGGCGUUUCAUCUGUCUCCCAAAAGGUAUUUGGACAAAAAUGAAGAAGAAAGUUGAUGUUUCAGAUUUAAAAUAUCACACUAUAAUAGUUAAAAUCAUCAUAUUCUUCUGUUUGGACCUUAAAGUUGUCACACUAAGUGUUCGUACUUAAAUGUGCUUAAUUUUUUUUUUUUAGCCCAACCCGUGAACUCUGAUUGGAUUACGUCAUUUGUUAGCUUUAGUGUGAAAACAUUUGUUUUUAAAAGAUGCGUUCACAAAGAUUGUAUAUAUUGGAUGUUUUUGGUUUUACUUAUAAUAGAAUAUUUGCCUUUUUAGGGGAAAAUAUCAACAAAUAACUGAAAAGCCAAACACUAAAACCUAUUUGCAUUACACUCAAAGUAUUCUGUCAUUCUGUUUCACAAGAAUCUGAAAAGGUCUUUGUGUCUGCGGUUUACGGGAAAUUAUUUGGGAUGUCUUUGGGAAGAGAUACUGGUCCAUUCUUGUGUAGGAACCCCGUUUCUCCCAAAGAUGAAAUGUGCACGGGAGCGGGCAGGACCAGGCCCGUUUUUUAGGGCCUCGAUUGGUUCAUGCAGCACGAGACCGGCUGCAUUUUUAAGGUUUUCACUUUGAAGUAAACGCUGAAAAGGACGCAAGUGCGUUAGAGAAAGGUAUGUGGUUGAAAAAGCCAUUAAAUCUAUUUUGCCUGAUGAGUGACUAAAAUAAAAAAAGAUGUGUGUUUGAGUGCGCAUGAUUUUUUUUUUCCCUCAUACUUAACUGAAAUAAACAAGUGUAUGCUACUUGGGUAAAGGAUGACUGGACACACACCGUUACUAAGAGAGCUUUAACAGUUGCGUACCUCAGAAGUAUUUUUUUCAUCAACUCUGCAUCAUUUGGGUGAAGUGAUGUAAGAGCACCCUUAUCUUAUUUAUUUGCCGUCUAUUUUUGUGCACUGCAGAUUCAACGUGUCCCCUUUUACUACCAGUAGGUGGUGCUAAAAAUCAGAAGACGACAUUGUUCUGAGUAUGAGUUGUAGUGUGAGUGGUAUAGCUUCUGAACAUGAGAAUUAAUGAGUUGCAUCAGCUUUGUUUGUGCUUUUCUGUUAAUUGCUAUUUGCACUAUGAUGUCAACACUUUUGGAAAGAAAAAGACUAUUUUGUUGGGCUUUUUGUGGACUGUGACACCAGCAUUUUCACCCUGAAAAACGUCCGUGGGCUUUGUUUGUUGCUCUGUGUUUUCCCAACAUGAACUUUUCACACAUCCGUUUGGUUGCUGCAGAAAUGUCAGAUGUUAAAUACGAAGAUGACUUUACCUUUUGUUUUCACUGCCUGAAUGAGCUCAUCUUCAGCUCUGGGGUGUCUUUUUUUUGUCUGGAUGUGUUCUUCGUGUAUUUUUGGUUUAAAAUAAAAACAGAAAACAUUA